This is a messenger RNA of Manihot esculenta (cassava), 1319 nucleotides long. RefSeq names its product WAT1-related protein At5g07050. NCBI's taxonomy places the organism in Eukaryota, Viridiplantae, Streptophyta, Magnoliopsida, Malpighiales, Euphorbiaceae. Gene Ontology annotation, molecular function: transmembrane transporter activity. The record is from RefSeq and is a predicted model, not a curated record. The transcript is spliced from 7 exons. Gene Ontology annotation, cellular component: plasma membrane. The coding region runs from base 111 to 1220 and encodes 369 amino acids.
CCACAAGAAUCAAAACCCAACUCAUCCAUUUUCUUCUAUAUCAAUACACAGCUUGUGCUCCUUUCUCUGAUGUGAAGAAGGGAAAGAGGGAACAAGGAUCGUUAACGCUAAUGGCAUUGAAGACAUUCUCUACUGGGAGCCUUUACAGGAGGUUCAAGCCACACCUGCUCAUGGUUCUUGCUCAGAUUGGCUAUACUUUUCUCUACUUCAUCACUGAAGCUUCCUUCGAACAUGGGAUGAAUCCUCAUGUCUACAUAACUUAUCGACACAUUGUCAGUAGUAUUGUGAUGCUCCCUUUUGCCUAUUUUCUUGAAAGAAAAAAGAGGCCAAAGCUGACGAUAGGUCUUUUUGUGGAAAUAUUCAUUCUCUCUCUGCUAGGGGUGGGUUUGACUCUCAACAUGUAUUUUGCAAGCUUGAGAUACACGUCUCCAACUUUCGUUGCAUCAAUGGUUAACACCAUAGCUUCCUUGACCUUCAUAAUUGCAGUUGCAUUAAGGUUGGAAGGUCUUGAUCUUGGAAAUCCUCGUGGAAUAGCAAAAGUUGUCGGGACCUUGGUUUCGUUGGCCGGAGUAAUGACUAUGACAUUAUAUAAAGGUCCUAUCAUGGCAAAUCUCUGGCCUCCGCUAAUCCAUAUUCAUCGAAAGACUGGUAGUAACCAUGAGAGCUGGUUGAAAGGUUCGAUACUUACUGUUGCAAGCUGCAUAUCAUGGUCGGCGUGGUAUAUUAUGCAGGCAUUCAUCCUGAAAAGGUAUCCUGCUCAACUGUCGCUGACUACAUGGAUGAGCUUUCUUGGGGCUGCACAAUCAGCUUUUUUCACGCUGAUUGUGGAACGUAGAAAACUUGCUUGGACAAUAGGAUUCAACAUUGAUUUCUGGUCCACUGUGUAUGGUGGCGUGGUGGUCUCUGGUAUAAUAGUUCUGAUUCAGUUGUGGUGCACAGAAGUAAAAGGACCAGUUUUUGUCACCAUGUUCAAUCCCCUUUCAACAAUAUUAGUGGCAAUUUUGGCAUACUUUGUUCUUGGUGAAAAACUAUAUCUGGGAAGUAUACUCGGGGCAGCUGUUGUAAUCAUUGGCUUAUACUUGCUGCUGUGGGGCAAAGAAGAACAAAAAGGUUGCAGCAAAUCACAAGAUCGACCACUGUCCUGUUGUGAUGAGCAAAAGGAGACCAUGAAACGUACACUUGGUUCAGUUGAGAGUAAAAUAACUGCAAGCGAACCUUGAGGUCCAAAUUAUUUCUCAGAUAAAAGGAUCGAUAUUCAAUACCAUGUACAUCCACAUUCGAAAUAACAAAAAUAAUAAUACACAGCUAGUUAGCAUCAA